Messenger RNA from Medioppia subpectinata, 897 nucleotides. The record is from the annotation of a GenBank genome assembly. NCBI's taxonomy places the organism in Eukaryota, Metazoa, Arthropoda, Arachnida, Sarcoptiformes, Oppiidae.
CCUUACAGACCAGAGCCGGCAUAUUUCCGAUCCCUGGAUUCGGACGACUAUUCAGAGGACGAGCACUAUAUAGCGAACUAUAAGCCAUCAAACAAGAAGAAACCGAUGUUAAAGAUCAAGGAUUUGCACCAAAUGAAGAUCAAUCGCGGAAUCGGUCAGAAAAAAGACUCAGUGGCCGAAGAGAAGGUCGGACACGGAGUUCAGUCGCGAUCGCCGGGAGUGCAGAAACGGUCGCCGAAAGACGCUUUGGGCAGAAGUAUGUCUCAAAGCAAUUGCGGCCAGAGUUCCGAUUUGGCCGAACGAAUAGUGGGCGGAACCGACGCUUCCGAAGGCUCUCAUCCCUGGAUUGUAGCCAUUCUGAAGAACGGCGAGCCCUGGUGUGGGGGCUCUAUCAUUAACCACGAAUGGGUUCGCAUUCAUCCCCAAUACCAUUAUUAUUUAGACGAUCCGCCGGAAACGUCUUCGUGGGCCAUACGGGUCGGCACUAACAACAGGAACAAUGGGCCGACAUAUAAGAUAAAGAAAGUGAUAACUCACGAAAGGUUUAAUUUGGACGGAAUGUUAAACUCAGACAUAGCGAUGAUGAAAGUGGCCAAAGAGAUCAAGUUCUCCAACAAUGUUAAGCCGGUGUGUCUGCCGGACAACAGCUACGACGAGCCGUUGACCAUGAAGAUGAUAGUGGCCGGUUGGGGUGCCGUCAAGUUCGACGACGACAACCUUCCCGUCAAACUACAGGACGUCACUCUGAAUCUGGUCAAAGACGCCGAUUGCGCCCAAAAAUACAAAGAGAAAAAGUAUACACUCUAUAAGUCACAGCUUUGCACCUGGAAUUACAAACAGGACGCCUGUCAGGGAGAUUCUGGCGGACCGAUGGUAGAAAUCGGUAAACAUGUGUAG